Molecule: messenger RNA, 4325 nt
Organism: Batrachochytrium dendrobatidis JAM81
Lineage: Eukaryota; Fungi; Chytridiomycota; Chytridiomycetes; Rhizophydiales
Exons: 2
Coding region: 1-4305 (1434 amino acids)
Biological process (GO): transmembrane transport
Cellular component (GO): membrane
Molecular function (GO): ATP binding; ABC-type transporter activity; ATP hydrolysis activity
Source: RefSeq, a predicted model, not a curated record
AUGUUACUUUUUAUCAUUGAAGUAUUCCGUUCAGUUAAAAUUAGCGCCAAAUGCGAAGAUGCUCGCAUUCAACGUCUUAUAGCACAAACCGAUGUCAACGGAAAUCCUAUUCCCGUUCCUUGUACUGAAGAAUCUGCUUCGAUUUUCAGUAUCAUCUACUUUUCGUGGGUCAGUCCCUUGAUACGACUGAGUUCCCGUAUGUUCCUCGAACAUAAAGAUAUUUGGGCACUCAACCCGAUCGACUGUUCCAGCUCCAUUAUCGAUCGCUACAGCCGCAUCCGCACUCGUUUUAAAUCCCUUGGUUUCAAGCUCAUGCUUUUGAUUUGGCAGAGAUUUGCCAUGACAACACUAUUUUGUCUAAUAGACACUACUCUUGCGCUGGCUCCACCGUUUUUCAUAAACAGGAUUGUAGAUUUCAUCGAGCAUCCAAAUGAUUCACCACUAUACAUGGGAUUCGUGUUUGCUUUGGGACUUUUUGGUUGUUCCAUGCUCAAGUCGUGGUGUAAUAAUCAGUACUUCAAUAACGGCAGAAGAGCUGGUAUGCAUCUUCGUUCGGUUCUCAUUUCUGAAAUAUAUAAAAAAUCCCUGCGUCGAUGUGUUUCCACUACUCACAACAAGGGUGAAGACGACCAGUCGAAUGACAAGAAUGGCAAAGAUCCCAAAAGUGCUGGAAAAGACACCAAAGCCUCGUCCGAGGACAGUGAAUCAUCUCUUGGCAAGAUUGUCACACUUAUGUCAGUGGACACCCGUCGUAUCCGUGAAAUCAUUGCGUAUAUUCCUUGGGUGUUUACCACUCCCUUGCAGAUUAUUGCCUGUGUGGUUGCUCUAUUCGGCGUUCUUGGAUAUUCUGCUAUUGCUGGUGUCGCUGUGAUGGUUAUUACUAUGCCAAUAGUCAGUGUUGUCAGCAAAUUUCAAUACAAGGUCGGUGAUAUGUACAUGGCCAAAAUGGAUGCUCGUGUUGGUGUUGUCAACGAAAUGCUCCAAGGUAUCCGCGUCAUCAAAUAUUUUGGCUGGGAGUCAGAGUUCUUCAACAAGGUGAACAAGGCACGUCAAGGCGAGCUAAAUAGUUUAAUUUGGUGCUUCAUCAGCAAUUCGUUCAGUAAUAUAUCAUGGAAGUCCAUUCCUGUUUUGGUGUCGUUUGUUACCUUUAUGACCUACACACUGAUUGCUGGACAGCAGCUAACUGCCACCACUGCGUUCACCUCGUUGUCAUUGUUUAUGACAUUAAGAUUUCCACUUAUGAUGCUUCCUAAUCUGCUUAUGGAUGUCAUCCAAGGUAUGGUGUCGCUUCGUCGUAAUGAAACUUUUUUGGCUCAGCCGGAGCUUGACAAGUAUAGCAGCACCAACGAUCAUCUGUUUGAACAGAAUUGGGAAACUGUCAAAACUCAGCCUGGAUUUGACCAUGCAUCAUUCACUUGGAAUAUUCAGGGUCAAUCUACUGAGCCCAAUCUGGAUGCUCAUCAUCACUUUGUGCUUUCAGAUAUUCACGUCAAAUUCCCUGUUGGUCAACUGACUGCCAUCGUAGGUCUAACCGGUGCAGGAAAGAGCAGCAUUAUUAAUGCUUUGUUGGGUGAGAUGAAGACUCUUCAAGGUCGUACCAUUUUUCCUUCAGUUUAUUCAAGAUCUGCACCAGAUAUCAACUCUCGUGACGUCGGCGUUGCAUAUGUAUCCCAGACUGCCUGGCUUCAAAAUGCAACUGUGAGGGACAAUAUUUUGUUUGGGUCACUGUACGAUGCUGAUAGGUAUGCCAAGGUGAUUGAAGCAUGUGCAUUAGUUAGAGAUCUUGAAACAUUUCCUGCUGGUGAUCAAACCGAGAUUGGUGAAAAGGGAAUCAACAUGUCUGGGGGUCAAAAACAGAGAAUCUCACUUGCUCGUGCUUGCUACUCUACCGCCCAAUCAGUGAUUCUUGAUGACCCAUUGAGUGCUGUCGAUGCUCCUACAGCGCUGCAUCUGUUUGAAAAGUGUAUUCGCGGACUGCUUGCAAGUCGCACAGUAAUUCUUGUUACACAUGCUACUGGUCUUGUCUUGCCGUUUUCCGAUUAUAUUGUCUAUUUCAAGGAUGGUCGUAUUGCUGCUCAAGGCUUGCCCGCAGCCGUUCAAACACAUUUUGAAACAACCGAUUGUAGCGAUAGUUUUGGUAACCAUUUACUUCACGCGAUCAAAGGUGACAAGAUUGAGAGCGAUGUAACUUCAAAAGUCGAAAACAAUGCAGCCAAUGAGUCAAAUGAAGGUGCCAAAACCAAGGGCAAACUUGUUGAAGAUGAAACCAAACAGUCCGGAUCAGUGAAACUCGCCAUCUAUAAACAUUACAUAGGUGCGGUUGGCGGUUGGUGGUUUCUUGUCGCCUAUCUACUUAUUUCUACUAGCGCACGCGCAGUUCAGGGUUUGGACGACUUAUGGCUCAAGGUGUGGGCUGAUUCAUACAAGCAUACGGAUAUCAACUCGACAGCUUUGUUCAUGCCAGAUGUCUUUUUAAUGCAGUCCGUUUCACACCCACCAGUCGUACCUUUAGCUACUCCUGUUCGUGAUCCAAGCUUUUACAUUUGGGUUUACGGCGGUCUUGGACUUGGUGUCGUGUUUUUUGAACAACUUUUGUUGACUAUUCAAUAUGCUGGAUCCUACAAUGCUUCAAAGAAACUGCAUUCAUCCAUGUUGAAUAGGGUUCUAAACGCACCCAUGAGAUUCUUUGAUACUACUCCUAUUGGUCGCAUUUUGAACCGAUUCUCAAAAGAUAUUGAAUGUAUUGACAUGAAAGUGAGCAAUGGCGUUUCUGGAUUUCUUGGGAGUACGCUUCGAGCUUUUACCGUGCUAAUGAUUGUUACCAUGGUAGCCCCAUUAUUGCUCCUGUUGUUUAUUCCUAUUGUUAUUAUGUUUUAUAACAUCUCCAAAUCAUACCUUCUUGCUUCGCGUGAACUUCUUCGUCUCGAGUCUGUAUCCCAAAGUCCCAUCUAUGCCAAAUUUUCCGAAACUCUUCAAGGCGCAGCUACGAUUCGUGCCUUUGGAGUCGAGGAACAAUUUAUAAACGACAAUAUGAAUCUCGUAGAUAAAAACCAACAAGCACAUUUUUACAUGUGGGCUUGCAAUCGAUGGUUUGCAGCUCGAUGCGAUCUGGUCUCUGGGUCUAUUGUUUUAAUAACAACAAUAUCGCUUGUAUUGGCAAGGGAUACACUGGAUGCUGGAAUAGCUGGCUUGUGUCUUGCGUAUGUCACUGAACUUGUUUUCGAGUUGUUAUGGAUGACUUGGUCUUACGCUAUGAUGGAAAUGAGCAUGAAUUCUGUCGAGAGAAUAGAUGAAUACUUGCAGAUUGAGCAAGAUGCUGCUGCAAUUGUUGAUGACUACCGUCCUGCAGAGAAUUGGCCACAUCAUGGUUGUAUCGAUGUAAAGGAUUUAUCCAUUCGCUAUUCUGCUGAUCAACCCCUAGUUCUGGAUAAGAUAUCUUUCCAUGUUGGCACGUUUGAAAAAAUAGGCAUUGUCGGACGUACUGGUGCAGGAAAGUCUACACUUUCUUUAGCCAUGUUUCGCAUUGUUCCUCAUGACUCGGGUCACGUUCUGAUUGAUGGGAUGGAUAUUGGAAAGAUGGGAUUAUGGGACUUGCGAUCAAGACUAACGAUUAUCCCACAAGAUCCUGUGCUGUUUUCAGGUACUGUUAGAACCAAUCUUGAUCCAUUUGAUAAGCACGAUGAUGCAGCUCUAUGGGCUGCGUUGAAACGUGUUCAUUUCCUUGAAAGCAUGCAAACCAGACCUGGUCAUGAUGAUGCAAAUGGACCCAGAGGCUCUAUCGAAUCCAAAUCCGAAUCCAGCGCAACAUUAAAUUCCAAUAUACCGCAUAGUACCGACAAGAUUGAUGAUGCUACUGAGCCAUUGUGUGGACCCUCUAGCAAUGAGGCAAGUGCUGUCAGCAAGGGUUUUGAUCUUGAAUCCCCUGUUCAAGAAAACGGUACAAAUUUCUCUCAAGGACAACGACAACUGCUAUGUUUGGCUCGUGCACUCCUUCAAGCUUCGCGUAUCAUCAUUAUGGACGAAGCUACUGCUAGUGUUGACCAUUCCACUGACGCUAGAAUCCAAAACACAAUCAGAACAGAAUUCUCCAAUGCAACCGUGCUGACUAUUGCUCAUCGUCUCAGUACAGUGAUGGAUUAUGACAAGAUUCUUGUGUUGGAUAGGGGUCAGGUAUCGCAAUAUGGUAGACCCCACGAGUUACUUGAGGACAAAUCGGGCUUACUUUACCAAAUGUGUAUGGAGAGCGGUGAGAUGGAUUUGCUGGUCGAUAUUGCAGCCAAAAAGGCAAGUUUAAAUUCUCAAUAAAAUCAAUUUUUGUGGACAUG